AUGGCGACAAGUAACAGUUCACUCUUGUUCAAGGCGGCAGAACAGAGUAACGCCGCCAAUCAAGAAGAACCCAAAGUUGAUUCCCCGCCGGAGGACCAAAUCGAAUCGCCCAGGAGUCGAGGGAGAAAACCCAGUAAGGUUCCGGCUCAGAAAAAGCAGCCGCAGAGAGGAAUGGGGGUGGCGCAACUCGAGCGGUUAAGGCUGCAAGAGAGGUGGAAGAAGAUGACGGAUAUUACACAGGUGAAUGCUCUUCAUGUUCCCAAUCAGUUUCACUCUGUGCCGCAUUUACCUUUCACCACUGACUCGAUCGGUGGUGUUCCGGUGCUUCACGGCGGAGCUUAUUACGCGGGACCCACAAUUGGUGGUGACGGGUUACUGUGUUUGGACCCGCGUAUGGUGGCUCACAGGAUCGGAAAUGGCGGAUUUGGUGGGUUUUAUGGUGGUGGGUCCGGGUGUUUGAUGAUGGAUCAGGGUAGGGUUGGAACUCCUGGUUCGGACAUGAGGGUUCAGAUUGAGACGGCGAAAGAGCUCCCUUCAAUACAAACUAUGCUUCAGCAAUCUGGACCCGACUGCUUUGACGCUUGCUCGAAGAAGAAGCGCUCUGAUGGACUGGAUACAGGCUUUAAUGGAUCGGGAAAAGAUCAAUAUGGUCUGAGUUUUUUCUCGUCAAGCAAAAGCUGUGAUUUUGUGGGAGUUGAUCGAGAAAAAAACGCAGGCACCUUCAAUGGAGAUCAUUUCAAUGGAUUUGGCGCUGUGAAAUCAACUAAGAGUCCCCUUUUUGCUUCCCGUGAUUCCAAUGAGCAAGUGGAGGUGAUGGCUAUACACAGGAAAGGAAACUGUGAUGAAAAUGGUGGGAGUUUAGUUAUGGAGUAUGAAUUUUUUCCGGGAAAAACAAGUGAGAAAAUCAUCAAGGAGAAAAGGGGAUGGCCUGCAGAAGCUUCAGUUAAUGCAAUGAGUAAUGGUGAAGCUUCUAAUCAUCUCACUACUAGCACUGCUUCUUAUGCUAAUAGCAGUAGUGAUCCAGCUACUUCCAUUGAUUUGUCUCUAAAGCUCUGA
Molecule: messenger RNA, 1056 nt
Organism: Carica papaya (papaya)
Lineage: Eukaryota; Viridiplantae; Streptophyta; Magnoliopsida; Brassicales; Caricaceae
Gene: SPL
Product: sporocyteless (SPL)
Molecular function (GO): DNA-binding transcription factor activity
Source: RefSeq, a predicted model, not a curated record